Molecule: messenger RNA, 756 nt
Organism: Helobdella robusta
Lineage: Eukaryota; Metazoa; Annelida; Clitellata; Rhynchobdellida; Glossiphoniidae
Exons: 7
Coding region: 1-756 (251 amino acids)
Molecular function (GO): carbohydrate binding
Source: RefSeq, a predicted model, not a curated record
AUGAACAACAACAACAACAACAACAGUAAUUUAAACAUUCAAAGUUUAGAACUAGUCGGGACUGAAAGUAUGUCAGGAGCAUCAUCGACAGAAUCUACAGCAGUAGCCUCAGCAUCGUCUUCGACGGCCAUCAAAGAAUACUGCGAGAACGAGUUCUUCGUAGCGAACUGUGGCAACCAAUCAGCGAUCAUCAUCACCCACGCCCUCUACGGCAGAAUGAGCAUUGGAAAGUGUCUGAAAAACUACCAGACAGGAUGCGCAAAAGACGUAAAAACGCAAUUGGAGCGAUUGUGUGGCGGUCGAUCGAGCUGCCGUGUGGCCGUCAGUGGCUUCAUCGAAAAUGCCACUUCUGUGCCAUGCCCUGUUGAUCUGAGGAGUUACCUGGAAGCUGCCUACGUCUGUGUCGAUGCUCAGUGCACUGUGUACGUGACGAUAAAAGAAAAAGAGCCAGACGGGCAGUUCAGACAUGGCUGCAGAGUGAGACAGCGGGAGAAUAACAUGCUCAUCUCGUCUGCUCAGCUUCUUGAAGUCAGCAGUAGCAGCUUGGACAGCCACAAGUUCAUCGUGAAGUAUGAAGUUGUUGGCUGCAAAGAUCCCGAACUUCCGAGUGAUGGAUGGAUGAAGAGGGAUGAUUAUCAGGCCGUAGUGGGAUGUUCCGCGAGUCCCAAGGAACAAAUAAGAAUAACGUGUAACGGAACGCAUUGGUCCCAUGACACCAAGACACUGUGUAAUAUGCAAACGUGCAAGCAACAAUAA